Molecule: messenger RNA, 1658 nt
Organism: Zea mays
Lineage: Eukaryota; Viridiplantae; Streptophyta; Magnoliopsida; Poales; Poaceae
Product: anthranilate N-benzoyltransferase protein 1
Exons: 2
Coding region: 56-1351 (431 amino acids)
Molecular function (GO): acyltransferase activity, transferring groups other than amino-acyl groups
Source: RefSeq, marked provisional
ACACAGAGCUACCUACUGUAAACAUUCAACACUCAAGAGCCAAGAGGGAGAGACGAUGAAGGUUGAUGUGGUGGGGACGACGCUUGUGGCGCCGAGCGAGGACACGCCGCACCCGGAGCUGUGGCUGUCGAACCUGGACCUGGCAGUCCCCAAGACGCACACGCCGCUCGUGUACUACUACCCGGCGCCGGCGGCCGGAGGCGACACCGACGGAGAAGCGGCCUUCUUCGCGCCGGAGCGGCUCGAGGCGGCGCUGGCCAAGGCGCUGGUGCCGUUCUACCCGCUGGCGGGGAGGCUGGGCGUGGGCGAGGGCGGGCGCCUGCAGAUCGACUGCACCGGCGAGGGCGCGCUCUUCGUCGUCGCCAGGGCCGACUUCGCCGGCGAGGACGUGUUCAGUGACUACGAGCCGUCGCCGGAGGUCAGGCGGCUGUUCGUGCCGUUCGCGGCGUCCGGAGACCCGCCCUGCGUCAUGUCCAUGUUCCAGGUGACGUUCCUCAAGUGCGGCGGCGUGGUGCUGGGCACGGGCAUCCACCACGUGACCAUGGACGGCAUGGGCGCGUUCCACUUCAUCCAGACCUGGACCGGCGUGGCGCGGGGCCUCGACACGGCCGAGGCGUGCGGCCCGCUGCCGUUCCACGACCGGACGCUCCUCCGCGCGCGCUCUCCGCCGGCCCCGGCCUUCGACCACCCGGUCUACUCGCCGGCUCUGCUCAACGGCGUGCCCCGGCCCUUCGUCACCCGCGUCUACGCCGUCUCCCCGAAGCUUCUCGCUGGCAUCAAGUCCCGCUGCGCGCCGGGCGUGUCCACCUACUGCGCCGUCACCGCGCACCUCUGGCGUUGCAUGUGCGUCGCGCGCGGGCUCGCCCCGGGCUCGGACACGCGGCUCCGCGUGCCGGCCAACGUCCGCCACCGCCUGCGCCCGCCGCUCCCGCGGAGCUACUUCGGCAACGCCAUCGUGCGCGACCUCGUGACCACCCGGGUGGAGGACGUCCUGGAACGCCCGCUCGGGUUCGUGGCGCAGGCGAUCAAGGACGCGGUGGACCGCGUCAAUGACGCCUACGUGCGCUCCGUGGUCGACUACCUGGAGGUGGAGUCGGAGAAGGGCAGCCAGGCGGCGCGCGGGCAGCUCAUGCCGGAGUCCGACCUGUGGGUGGUCAGCUGGCUCGGGAUGCCCAUGUACGACGCCGACUUCGGGUGGGGCACGCCGCGGUUCGUCGCGCCGGCGCAGAUGUUCGGCAGCGGCACGGCCUACGUCACGCAGCGCGCCAACAGGGACGACGGCCUCGCCGUGCUCUUCGGGCUGGAGCCCGAGUAUCUGCAGUGCUUCGAAAAGGUGUUCUAUGGAGAGUGAGUCGUGAGAUUACUAGUGUCAUCCGCGUUUCGUCGUGAGCACCGAGUGCGAUUACUGUAGCUUGGAACCUGAUGCUGUGGAUGUGGGCUUUGCAAAUUACUCCGGUUUCUGUGUUUUUUUUCCUAGUAUUCUCAUGUGGUUUUUAGGUGCUCAGUCGAGACUUGAGAGAGAACAUAGCUGCGUUGACUUUAGCAUGGUUUAAUUUCAACUCUAUGGGUCUCUAUCUAUUGUCACAUUAGCUAUCCACCGUACUAUCGAUUCUAUUGUCGGCCGUUGUCAACCAUAUCUAUAGCAUGGUCGUACAAAA